AUGCCUAUAAAUUUAGAUCAUCAUAAUCAUAAUCAUAAUCAACAACAACAUUCACCAAUACUUCAUCAUCAAUACUCUCCACAUCAUCAUAAUGUACAUCCUCAAUUACCACCAAUUUCUCAAUUACCUCAUCAAUUUCCUCAUCCUCAUCAAAUACCAAAUCAUCAACAUUCACACUCACACCCACAUCAUCAUCAUCAACAAAAUUCUUCUAUAUCAUCAUUGAAUUCAAUUUCAAGUAUAAAACAAAGUCCUCAAAUGCUGCCUAAUUUUUCAACUUUUUCAGUAAAUAGUUCAAUACAAACAACACCACAAGAACAACAUUUUCCAAUAUCAACGAAUCAAAAUCAUUUGAAUUCUCCAAUGUCUACGACAAGUACCUCACAAUUUCAACAACAACAACCUCCACAACCACCACAACAACAACAUAAUUAUUAUCAUAAUAGUAUGCAGAGUUCAAAUAAUGGAACUUCUUUACCUACAAUUCAACAACAAGCACAACAACAACAACCAAAUCCACAAGUAUUAAAUCUAAAAAAAGAAAUCAUUGAUGAAGAUAAAGAUAAUUCUUCAACUUCUCAAGAUAUAUCAUUAUCAUCAGCUAUAUCAUCACCACCAACAACAGUAAAUAAUUCAAACACACCAUUAACAUCAUCUUCUCAAUCAAUUCAACAUAAACCUCAUUCAAAUUCAAAUUCGACUCCUCAAUCACAAACUCCUAUUAAUCAAAUUCAACAUCAUGAAAUAUUACCAAAAUUAUCAAGAGAAUUUGUAGUUAGAAGAAUAAGUGAAGGAGAAACAGGUAGAGUUAAAGAAGAUAUAAGAUGUGAAGCAUGUGGAAAAGGUUAUAAACAUAUAUCAUCAUUAGCAAAACAUUUAUGGGAACAUACUCCUGAAUGGAAUGUAACAAAAAAAUUAUUAAUUUCAAAACAUCAACAAGUACAAUUAUUAGAAGCUGCUUCUAUAUUAAUUGGAAUGAAUGAAACUACUAGCUCAAAGAAUAAUAAUGGAGAUGUUUUAAUGGAUUCUUCUCCUGAUUCUAUUGAUUCUCAUUCUCCAAAUUCUUUAAAUUCUGAAGAUAUGGUUAAUGUUGUUAUCAAUUCUAUUACAAAGGAUGAUGAAAAAAAUCAUAAACGUGCAACAAGUGUUUGA
Molecule: messenger RNA, 1152 nt
Organism: Lodderomyces pseudojiufengensis
Lineage: Eukaryota; Fungi; Ascomycota; Pichiomycetes; Serinales; Debaryomycetaceae
Exons: 1
Coding region: 1-1152 (383 amino acids)
Source: RefSeq, a predicted model, not a curated record